Diversispora eburnea is the source of this 879-nucleotide messenger RNA. The record is from the annotation of a GenBank genome assembly. NCBI's taxonomy places the organism in Eukaryota, Fungi, Glomeromycota, Glomeromycetes, Diversisporales, Diversisporaceae.
AUGACAGUUUCAAGAUUUGAAACUGUAGUUAUUGCCGGAGCCACGGGUAAUGUGGGUUAUCCGAUCGCUGAAGCUUUUUUAAAUGAUGGAUCAUAUAAAAUUAAGAUUUUUCGUAAGAAACCCGAAAAUAAAAAUGAGAGAGCCGAAUUAUUAGCUUCUAAAGGAGCCGAAAUUGUCUAUGUGGAUUAUACUCAAAAGGAUGAUUUGGUUAAAGCACUCAAGGGAACUGAUGUUAUCGUAAGUGCUGUAAAAGCCAUAAGAUUCAAAAAGACGAGUGGCGAUUUUUAUAAUAUUCAAUUACCAUUGUUGGAAGCUGCUAAAGAAGUUGGUGUGAAGAGAUUUAUUCCAUCGGAAUUUGGUGGUGAAUAUACGCCUGGUCAUACUCAUCCGUUUUUUGAUAGCAAACUCCAAAUUCGGGAAGAACUAGAAAAAAGUGGAAUGGAAUAUACGUACAUCUUUACUGGAAUAUUCCAAGAGUUUGUUGAAAUGUUAGGAUUUGAUCUUAAGAAUAAGACAGCUAAAUUUUACGUGGAUGGCAAUUCAAAGAUACACUCCACUUCUUUAGCGGAUAUUGGUAAAUAUACCGUCGAAUCACUUAAAUUACCCGAAGCUCGUAAUGCUACCAUUAGAGUAGCUGGUUCAAAAUGGAAAGUUGUUGAAGAUAGAGAAGUUCGACAUCGAUUCCGUAGCCAAAUCCCAUCAAGUGCCGAUUUAAAAGCUUUCGUUUGCGAAAAUGGUACAGUCACCGAUGAUUUAAAAGCCUUCAUUUGUGAAAAUGGUACACUCAGUAAAUUGGAUAAUGAUAAAUUUAGUUUUACUCCUAGUCCUCUUUCCGAAUAUUUUAAUACCGUAGUGAAAGUGAAAGUAAAAAAUACAUAG